UUAUAAACAAAGAAAUAGCUGGCAGCAGCACGGACAGUUAAGAGUGUAACACUACCCGGAACCAAAUAUCAUACCGGAAACGACCACUUUGAAGUGAAGCGAACAUAAGUAUUCAUAGGAAGACGGGGACACCAAAAAUUGACACGGGGCGGAAAAUAUUCCGCUGAAAAAAAUACCUAAAUAUCAAUGGAUACGAAUAAUGAGGACAUUUUGACUUAAGAUCGCGGGUAAUAAAGCAAUACACCGGCGAGUGCGCAUGCAAAUGAAAAAAUACUCGGCAUUUGAAAGAUAGCUAACCCAGCGGAAAUUGGGUUUGGUUAACGGGUCGAAAACAGAGCUGUCGUCGGGCCGAUGGGGAGGCCUUCGAGGUGUUUUUCGGCUGAAGGAAGAAAAUGACCUGCUAACCUGAAAUCGGAUACCGCCUUUGUGUGUGCUUCCCGUUUUUGGACUCUUUUAUGCAAGGCCUAACCACAUAAAGUCUAUUUUUCCCCCAAACGAACUGUUACGGAUACCUUGUUUUUUGCCAGCCAUCAGCGCCAGCUAUCAAACUAGCCAGAUAGCUUAAUUAGCUAAGUUAGCAAGCGAGAUGAAAACGAAACCCUGUAUUCUCUUGGAUGGGUAGCUACGUUACUGGCCAAGUGGAAUUACUUUCAUCAGGGGGACUGUGUACUCAAGAAGUAUACAUUUUAUAUUUUUUAUCCUUCGACGCUUGCAUUUGAAAAUCAGAAUUAACGUCAGAAGAAACUAACGCAGAGGCCCAAGUGUUAGCCAAGAAGCUAUUACCGAAUGUCACAUUAUUCUUGUUUUUUAAUGUUGCAUAGAAGAUUUUUUUGCAUUUAAUAUCGCCUGUGUGCUACCAAGAAAUGUGAUUUAAGAAGAAAUUCGAUUGCCCCCCUUCCCUACACCCCCCUUUUUAAAUUCUGCGUUCCACCUCCUGCUGUGGAGCAUCAGGUUCGGAUCUCUUGACGACCCGCCAAACCUUCAGAAUCUGCAUGCAACCCUUGACCAGGUGGAGGUGAGACACUCGGAGGUGAGACACUCGGAGUUAGAAGUCCUGCUGUGCCUGGCUCACGGAGGGAAAACUCUGGAGGACUGAGUGUUUUCAAGGACAUCCUGGUCUCCACGCAGUUUCACGAGGCGACUUGGGAAAUUCCCAAUUCUGGCAAGAUUUAUUUGGAACAGUUGGUUGACCUGCAUUCCAUGAACUUUAUCGAGUUUUAAAGAUUUUUGGCUGUAGACACUAACUGGGCACAUUUAGUCACACUUCUCACAUAGAGCGUUUUUUUUUUUUUUUUUGUCCUAGCAUAUCUCACUUUCUAUUAUUUAAUCAUGAACUUGACAUCUGUCAUUCUGAAAGGAGUUCAGUAGGUACUUUGUAAUUUAAGCUUCCAUGAUCAAGGGCAAUUUUGAAUCACAAAGCACAGAAAGAACCCAAAUUGUUUUAACAGAAAAACAGUAAGCCAGUACAACAUCAGACAUACGCAUAAUCCCUCGAGACGGUAGUAUUCCUAUAUAAUCUUUUUAAUUUAUCUAGCAUUAGUAGUGGACCUAUAGAGACAGUUUCCACAGAACAAUCCCCCCCACCCUCCUUCAUUGUGCUGUACACUCCAGUGUCUGUUUCUUGGAAGCCUUUUGGAUUUACUACAACCUUUCUUCAGUCAGGCUGCAUUAGGACAGCUUUUGCAAGAGCAACACAAAUCAGAGAGGCAACAGUUCCUGCUUGUUUAAGUGGAGGUGGGAUUGUCCUCUUAAGAGAGGCUGGGCAACGGGAAGCAGCCCCAUCAGCAGCCCCUGAGCAGCUAGUGGGAAAUGUUCCAGUUCGGUAAAUACCCAAUGGACAUUUUAGAAAUGCUGAGUGGACACCAGGCUCACCAGUUCAAAGGCCUGGGUUUGGAGAGGCAGUUGCAGCACCAGCAGCAGGUUCAGCUCCAGCAGCAGCUCCAGCAACAGCAGCAGCAGCAGAGUGAGGCUUCUGUUCUCUCCGGCCUGGGCCUUGGAUCCUUACAGAGUUCUAGGAGUAAUGCAUUUGCGGAUUCAUCUUCCAUAUUUGCCAAAAUGAGUGCACCCCCUCCCCCUCUUCCACAGCAGACUCAAUCCUCACAGAGCUCCAGGAAGUCGAGCAAGAUGAGCAGCAGUGGCAGCGGGAGCUCAUCUGGAUAUCCCCAGUUCUUACGACCCUUCCACCCUGCCGAGGCAGCCUUGGCCCAGGAGCAACUCCACUCGGGGAUGGGCCGCUUUGACUUUGGCAGUGGAAGCAGUGGAGGAAGUUCGGGUGUGAUCGGAGGAGUUGUGACAUCUGCCCCACCACCACCACCUUUACACCCUGGCCUGUCUGUACCCCAAGCUUCCCCUGGACCUUCCUCAUCCUCACCCUCACCCUCCAGUUCAACCUCCACCUCCAACAACCCCCCCAGCAGCAGCAGCACUGUGGCCUCCUUGGGGCAGCCACUUGUUGGAUCCCAGUCUGAUGCUCGAAGUUUACACCAGCAGUUCAGCUGCAUGCUUGCUGCCAAUCAGUACUAUCUCUCUGGAGUGCCAGCCAAUGCCAGCUUGGAGCAGUUUCUGGUACAGCAAGGCACCCAUAACCAUCUGGGGUUGGGUUUGGGCCAAGGGGCUGGAGAUUCAAAUUCAGGCUUGGCACCACCCCCAGCUCUGCAUCCCUCACACACUCACGGACAUCCAACUCCCCAGCCCCCACAGCAACAGCAGCAGCUGCCACCCCAUGCCUUAUCACACCCCCACACCCAUGCCCAUCCACACCACCCUCUACACCCAGCCCCGCAACCUUCACCUCUUGGAGGCUUUGAUUUUCAAGGCAUUCCAGUGCUCUCUUCCAACCAAUUAGCUUCCCUGAUGCAACAAGAAGCAGGCUUACCUCUUCCUUUGCCACUUCACCUGUCUGUCCCCAAGGAUGAAGGUAAGGGAGAAAGUGGCUCUGGGGCCGGAGGAAGUGGAGGUAGUGGCAGCAGGAGAAAGAAGGCCAUGGCCGGCUACCUGCCCCAGAGAAAAACUGACGGAAGCAGUAGCAGUAGUGGCAGUAGCAGUAACCCUGGCUGCCACAGCAGCUCUGCGGGACAUGGUCAUGACACCGCCUCUGGCCUCGUUGGAGGAGGUGGAGGGGUUGGUUUGAGGGGUCUUGCUGGAGACCCCUCGUCCAUCCUCUCUUCUACACAAUCUUCCUCUUCUUCAACUGUCUCCUCCUCCUCUUCUUCCGCCCCAUCCUCUAGCUCUGCCUCAGUUUUAGUAACCAAUGUCUCACAGCACCCUAAACAGCCUGACAACCAACCUCCCAUGGCUCCAGCUCCUACACAAACAGAACCUGAGCCCCUGUAUCACUGUGGGGAAUGUGGCAAGUCUUUCACGCACCUUCCUAGCCUUCGUAGACACAUACGCACCCAUGGUGGAGAUGGAGAGGGUGGAACUAGCGGCAGUAGCUCCAAUCUCAAUGCUAACCAUCACCAAGCUGACACAAGCCUCCCUCACUCAACUCAGGAUGGGAUCUCUCAAAACACUCAUCACCGAGACCAGCAAUCCAAUCCAGACCCAACAUCAUCGUCCUGCCCAAGCCCAGAGAGGACCUACUGCUGCUCAGAUUGUGGCAAGGGCUUCAAGAAAAGGGGCCAUCUCCUUCAGCAUGGAGUCAUCCACUCUGGAGCACGCCCCUAUGCCUGUGGUAUCUGUGAGCGAUCUUUCAAUCGCCGUGAGUCCCUCACAAGACAUGAGAAGAUCCAUGAGGAGAAGCCGUUCCGCUGUCCUGCAUGUGGACGCUGCUUCCGGGAAAGCACUUCCCUGCUCAAUCACGCAGCUUCUGGGACCUGUGGCAAACCAAGACGCUCUAGAAGCAGUGAUGGGAACAGCUCUGUGAAUUCAGCGGAUGGAAAGUCAGGAGGAAGCGGAGAAUAUCACAGCCGACAAGUUGGCGAUGGAUCAGGAAUGAGCUAUGGGAAAACUGAAGGACGUGGUGGUGCUGGAAUGUCCUCUUGUGAUGGUAUGUAUCAGCAAGGAAGAAGUGGAACCAGUGGCACAACUCCUAAAAUUGAGGGGAAAUAUGGCUCGGAUUACUCUAGGAAUCGUUACCAAACAUCUUGCAGAGUUGAUGAUUACCGUCGCCAACAGGGCAAUCCAUCUCCUUGUUACUCUGCUGAUGGGUCCUGCAGCAGUGGAAUGACUUGUCCAGCGCUGCGGAAAGCUCCUCUUGCACCCACCUUACAUCCUCAUCCUCAGAGCCAGCAGCAACACCAUCACCACCAACCUCACCUUCCCCUCUCCUCCCUUCUGGAUGACUCUGAAGAUGAAGUCACCAGCAGUGCCAUGUCUGCCAUAGCUGCUGCUGCUGCCGCGUCAUUACCUGCAGAGCUGAACAACAACGAAGGCCGUGAGGAGAGAAGAGACAUCAUUGGAGGUCUGCUAGGAGGUCUUGGCUUUGGGUCCAUGGGAGUAUCCCCGAGUGGGCCGUCUUCAACAUCUGAAUUGGACAAGUCCUAUCGAGGAAGUGGAGGGAGUGACCAAUGCAUGAGUGGCUCCAUGAUGCCCUUGUCCCAUCCAGCUCAGCCUAACCAGCAGAACCCCAAUGCCAAACCCAAGCGCCCAAGGAAGCCCAGGCAGAAGAGAGAACUCCGCCCUGGUGAAAUUGUUGUCAAGCGUAGACGGCGCCAUCCAAGUGGACCACGUACAGAUGGGGAGAGACCGUACCUGUGCACCGUGUGUGGCCGUGGAUUCAGCAGACGUGAGACCCUCCGUCGUCACGAUCGUGUACACACAGGAGAAAAGCCGUUCCACUGUGACGUCUGUGGGAAGGAUUUCAGAGAGCCUUUUCACCUCACCAAACAUCAAACCGUGCAUUCAGGCGAAAAGAACUUCAAAUGUUCCCUGUGUGGGAAAGACUUUGGCUAUGCACAGAGCCUUAAGAGACACACAAAACUACAUCUGAAGGGGGAUUUUCGGCCAAGAAAGAGUAACACUAAGAGCAACUCUGCUCAAAACCAUGGAGGAGUUAUCAGCCAGCAUGGAGAUCAAAAAAACUCGGGCGGCUACUAUACUUCGUAUCCACAGGGUAACUCACAAGGAUCCAAUAACACCACAGGCAACCAACCCCCUGCUCGGCUAUACACCUGCGAAAUCUGCUGGAAAUCCUUCCGCCAUCAUUUCCAUCUGACCGCCCAUCAUCAAACAGUCCACGAAAAUGGGGGGGAAAAGCUCUUUUGCUGUGAGGUGUGCGGGAAAGCCUUUGCAUACUCCAAUAGCCUAACCCGACACAGGCUGUCUCAGCACGGUUUGUCCCAGCCCCCAACAAACCAGACCUCUGGUGCGGGAGGAAGCGGAUCUGGGGGUGCCGGAUCUUCAGUGUCCGAGAGUGAAGCAGCCACUAAUGCCCUCCUCCAUCUGACUCCAGACAGCGGGCCUCAUGGGGGCCAGUCAUCCCACUCAUCCCACUCCACCCACUCCACCCUCUCCCACCCACAGCAUCCCAUCCCCCAGCCAGCCGGCUACUCCCCCCUCUUUUAUGUCCCUGAGUCAGGCCCCCAUACCUCUGGCUCCAGUGCGUCUUCUCAGCACCACUACUCCCCCAGUGGCCACCACUCCAGCCACCAGUCAUCACUGGGGUUAAAACCGGAUGUCUACACAGGGAGCUCCUCCAGUAUCCUGAGCCCUGCUCCUCCUCUCAUCCCAAUUGCUACUGCUCAACAACAGCAGCAGCAGCAGCAGCAGCAGCACCAUCACCACCAGCAGCCGCAGUCACAGCACCCUUUUCAGUUGCCUCCCCUCCAGCCUCAGCGCCCACCUCAGCAGUCGGGGGAAGUCACGCACCCCAAAAAAAAAAAAAAAAAGAAGUUUAGUCUGAUCAGCAGGGGGCCUCUGAUGGGUUACAUGAACCAUGACAACUCCAAAAGAUACAGACUGAUGCGAAGAAAAAAGCGCAGACUCCAGAGACAACUGAAAAGGAAAAAAUGGAUCCUGGCUCAGAUUCUCCGGUCCAGAGGUGGUGCUGGGGGUGGAGGGACGUGGCGCGUGGGUCGGUUAAAGUUCCGAGGGCUGAGGUCGCUGGAGAUCCACCUGAAGCGCUUCCCGUGCCCCCUCUGUCCCAGCACCACCUUCUCCCGCCAGGCUUCCCUGCUCGUCCACCGCGCGACACGCCACCCCCCCAGGACCACUGGCCGCAAGGCCCGACUCCACUGCUCCGUCUGCGGGAAGCGCUCGCGCCGGCUCCUGGGCGCCCUCCGUCACCGGGCCUUCCAUCUCAACCAAGGCUGCUUCUCGUGCCCGCGCUGCCCCUCGCGUUUCUGGAACGCCGCCCUGCUGGAGAGGCAUAGGAUUGCCUGCCGGCGGGUGGGCACUGCUGCCACCGGGAACUGGGGUCUGAAAUUGCAGAUGUCACCCAAAGGGACAGUCGGUGAGGCCCAGAGCGAGAGAUCAACAGUGGUGACUGAGUACAGGCACUAAAUAUUUUUUUAAUUAAAAAUAAAGAAAAAAAUACAAAGCAAAAAAAAAGACCUAAGAUAUCUAGGGUGUUUUUAAGAUGAUGGGGAAGGGGAAGGAUAGGGCAUAAGUGUUGGAGGAAGACAUGCCUCUAGAUAUAUACUUCACCAUUAACAUGAACUCUUCCGACCUGCAUCUAAAGCAACAUCCAUAUAAGACAUGGAGCUCUAACUUGGAUUCCUCAAGGGGGAAGUACUCUAGUAAGCGUGACUGUUUUCGUAGCAUCUCUGUCCUUUUUAGAUGCAUUCACCAUAUCCUUUUUCGUAACAUCUGUUUAGCGGUAAUGAAUGCAUUCAAAUAUGAGUGAAUUAAUCCAAACAGUACUGAUUUUAUUUCUCCUGUUUAGUUUUCCCUUGUUAUUCAAACAGUAUAGUCUCUGUCUUUCUUUUGAUAAGUGUAGUUUUUUUCUGUUUAUUGUGGAAUUGUGCUUUUUCUGUUGUUGUUUUUGUUUUUUGGUCAUUCUGUAUUGGCCAAUGUUCAGCUGAGAGGUGAAUGCCUGGGUGGAGAAGGGUCAGUCUUGGAAAAACGAUGUCGUCUGGGCAUCGAGGAUAACACGUUUAGACACUGUUGUUGUGAAACUUAACUCUGUGAAUAACAUAAUCCCUCAUCAAAGAAAUCCCAAAACACUUAUCCAUCAGUAAAGACGUCAAAAAUCACAAGCAGAAAAAAUAACGGCAUCUUGAUCUAGGGUAGAAUGCAUUGGUAGAGGCCAUUUUCAGAAUUGCUGAUUUAAAAAAAAAAGAUAAGAAAAGGAAAGAAGGAAAACCUUGGGCCUGCAUAGAACAGUUCCAAGUGUCUUUGUUGUUGAGGUCUUGGAACACACAAGAUGGGAUCAGCCACCCUGUACUGUACAAUUCGUAUUAUAUUUUAUUAUAUUAUUGUGUUUUUUUUUUUAUAUUCCAAGUAUAAAUUCUUUUUUAAUCAUUUUUACUCUGUGCUGGGUGGGUGGGAUGUGACAAGGGGGUUAUCCGUGUAAGUCGAGGGGUUUUAAGUGUAUCCAUGUGAUUUUAUUUUUCUUUUUUUUUUUUCUUCUCCCUCCCCUCUGGAUUUGUUUGUCCUAGUCUCCCAACACGAUCAUAUCCACACACCGACCUAUAGUUCCUCUCUUCCCCUUUUCUUCCUCUGUAAACUAAAAAUAAGAACUAUAAAUACUAAACGACUAUCCUCUUUUUUUUCCUAAACCUACAAAAGAUGUUGAGACCCUCAAGAAAUCAAAUAAAAAGGUAAAAAGAUU
This is a messenger RNA of Sardina pilchardus (European sardine), 7711 nucleotides long. It is a transcript of the gene znf865, whose product is annotated as zinc finger protein 865. The transcript has 2 exons. The coding region runs from base 1810 to 6441 and encodes 1543 amino acids. The record is from RefSeq and is a predicted model, not a curated record. Gene Ontology annotation, molecular function: RNA polymerase II cis-regulatory region sequence-specific DNA binding; DNA-binding transcription factor activity, RNA polymerase II-specific. Gene Ontology annotation, biological process: regulation of DNA-templated transcription. Lineage: Eukaryota; Metazoa; Chordata; Actinopteri; Clupeiformes; Clupeidae.